AUGUUUCAUAGACGCCGCCAUUUACGUCGUAGUUGUAUUCUAUGUGUUGUAUUAUCCUUAUUGAUAUUUACAAUCUAUUCUGCCUUUUUUUCUACUUUUUCAUUUGCACCAAACUUGUCAAACAGCACACAAUCACCAGUGUUUGCGUCGGCACGAACUGUUUCUUCACAGAGUACUCUAAGGAAUGGGAGCAUACCAGAUAUAUUUGAAUUGUCGUUAUGGCGUCUUAUUCUGACGGGUGGCAAAGGUAAUCAGACUCUAUGCGAAACUCCUUCUCAAUAUCGUUCUAUUGUUAAUGCUUACUGUCGAGCACACAAUAGAGAAAAUUGUUCUAUGAUUCCAUGUACUCUUAUUUAUCUUACUGAUGAAUUUACAACAAAUAUCGAAUGUCUUCGUGGUGGAAAAUUUGCUACUGGAAUACAACCGGAUUGGGUGUGUCGAAAAAGCCCAGCAUUAGAAUUAUUUUCUAAUUCGAAUCGAAAACCAUCGAUAUGUGCUGAAGCAUAUACUACAUUAACCGCUGAAUUAUAUGGUCAAGCAUUAGCACCAUAUCGUGAUGAAGAAACAUCCAAGUGGGGUUUAACAUUGGAAGGUGAAUCGAUAGGAUAUUAUCCUUCUGUUGCGAGUAAAAAACGAGUUUUAUCAUUGUUUGAUAUUUCUCUUGGAUAUGAUCGACGAUUUUUUGAUCUUAUUACGGAUAAACAUUUAACUGAUUAUGUAAAUAAAAUUACCAAUAAACACAAUCAACGGUUAACAAUCAACCAAAUUCUUAGAAAAAAAGUUAAAGAACGAGCACCUAUUCUGUGGAUAAAUAGCAAUUGUGAUACUCCAUCAAAUCGUACUGCAUAUAUGCUUGAAUUAAUGCGUUAUAUUUCUGUUGAUGUUCGUGGUAAAUGUGGAAAUCCGUCUUGGAAUCAAUCAUCUACUCUAUCGGAUCCUAAAUAUUUUGCUAUAGAAAAAACAACUCUUGCUAGUGAAUAUCUGUUUACUAUAGCCAUUGAAAAUAGUUUAGAAUAUGAUUAUGUUACGGAAAAAUUAUGGCAACCAUUGGCUGCUGGAAGUGUUCCUCUUUAUUUAGGUGCACCAAAUAUUGAUGAAUGGCUUCCCUGUUAUGAUUAUUCAUGUAUUAUUAAUUUGAGAAAUUUUACAUCAGUUGAAGAUGUUGCUAAUUUAAUUCGCAGUCUUACACGAAAUAGAACACGUUAUAUUGAGUAUCAUCAAUGGAGACGUGAAAAACAUGUCAGACCAAGUUUUAUUACUAUGACUGAUUAUUUUCAAGAAGCAAAUAAACAUUCAAUCGAAUGUCUUAUUUGUGAUAUGGUUCAUCGAAAUGAUCACGGUACAACUAGACGAAAAUUAUUGGCAGCUAAUAAUCCAUUCAAUGAUACAUUUCCUUCUUUAUCUUAA
This is a messenger RNA of Rotaria socialis, 1407 nucleotides long. The record is from the annotation of a GenBank genome assembly. NCBI's taxonomy places the organism in Eukaryota, Metazoa, Rotifera, Eurotatoria, Philodinida, Philodinidae.